AUGCAGUCCAUGUUCGAGGAGGCCAAGGAGUUCAAUCAGCCCAUUGGCUCCUGGAACACCUCGGCAGUGACAGACAUGCGGAGGAUGUUCUACAGGGCCGAGAAGUUCAAUCAGCCCAUUGGCUCCUGGAACACCUCGGCAGUGAGAGACAUGCGCUGGAUGUUCAGCGGGGCUAUCUCCUUUGACACUUCGAUUGGCUUGUGGGACAUUUCUUCCUUGAUAAGUCAUGAUGGAAUGUCUGGCACCGUGAAGCUGAAGCCUCCAUGCCAACCCGGGAGAGGUCCCGGCCGCAACAAUCUGAUGUGUGAACGAUGCGACGUCGGAAAAUUCGCGCCAGCUCAAAGCUUCUGUCAAGAGUGCCCCGAAGGUUCAACUCCUUCCGAGGAGCGGAGCACGUGCGAAGAGUGCUUGGGGUCGCACUACUCUAUGAGCGGCGUCGAUGGCUGCUUCCCCUGCAACUUGCCAUUGGUGUUGGUGGACAACAAGUGCGGCAACAUGGCCAAGUGGUACCGGGGUGGGGCUUCUCGUGGUAGCCCCUCGGUGAUUGCAGAGGGUGACACCAUCGAGGCCCAGGUCUACGAUGACGAGGGCAACGAGCAGGGCAGCAUCCUCCUUGGUGUGAGGCGCCUUCUGGCUGAACACCAUGGAGGGCAUCUCAUCGAGGCGUUCUUCUUGGGGGCGUCCGAUGUCUACUACCAUUGGUGGAUGAACGACGGGGAUGGGUCACCCUCUAAAGAAAGAGGAGUCUAUCACCUGUGCACGGUGGCCGCCAAGGAGUGUCCCACAGUGAAGGGGCACAAAGAGGCCGUGCACAGCGAUCGGUAUAGGUGCCAUGGGCGUGGGGUCUUGGGAUCCAAACAGGUGCCCUGGCUGAAAGACAAGGUCUUCUUCGAAGGGUACAUGAUGGCUCUGGGUGCCUUCAACCAUGCAUUGACUGCUGGAGGCGCGAAAUCUCGUGGGGCACUACGUGACGUUGAUGCCGACGUUGAUUGGGUCGACGAUGUUGACCCCUCUGAGGAGGGAGAAACCAGUCACCAGAACUCCAGUGGUUCUGAGAGUUCGGAAGAGGAUGCGACGAUGAAGGACCGCAUCAAGGAGUUGAGGAAGCAAUUGAAACAGGCUGAAGACGAUGCAGCCGACCGCAAGACCAAAAAGGCAAAACACAGGCGAGACAAGAAGACCGGUGAGGCUCGGGAAGGCAAGCCUAAGGAAAGCCGUAAGAAAGUUGUGCAAGAUCGUGACCGGGGAAGGAAGUCUAAACCUCCUGAACCCGUGGAAGAUGAUGAGCCUGGCCGCAAGAAGCAGGACAAAAAGAAGAAAAAGAGGAAACGAAGGCAGUCUUCUAGUGAUGGGGCUGCUCGAGGGGUGCGUGCUGGUGUCAAGAAAAAGAAACGUGAGUUGGGUCACCCGGAAGAGUCCGGAGCAGAUUCAAGUGAAUCGCAAAAGGAGGUGUUCAAGGUCAAGAAGCCGACCGAGCACAAGGAGAAGGACGAUGACCACGACAGAGGCCCAUUUGGAGGAGGGCCACCUGUGAAAUUUCCUGGUGAUGAAGAUGACUCCUCAGCAAGAGGCCUCUCCACCUCCACGAAAAGCAGCCAGCAAAAGCUGCUGGCCUACACGAACAAGUACCCCGGGCGACUGGCGAGCAGAAUGCUUCUGAAGAUGGAGCACGCGACCGCCAGCCCGCACAGUCGAAAAGGAAGCAGGACUCCUGCAGUGGCCUUGAACCACAUACUGACCAUCCUCCUGCCCAACCUCGGCGUGAAAGCAGGAGUGCGAUCGACUCGAGAACUCAAGACCCUUGGCACCAUUCUGGACCUCCUCGCCGUGGGGUCUCCCUCGAAGGCGGCCGACGUCAUAGCUCAGAGAAUCAAAGCUGUCGAGAGGGCAAGCCACGAGAGUCAUUGGGGCUCAGCCCAGUUUCUCGAGCUGCUGGCUCCAGAGAAGAGCAUGCUUCUGGACAAGGACGAGGAAAUCUACGUGUCCAAGGAGUACCUGCUGGAGCAGCGCCUGCGCCAAUACGACCGAGGAAGCUAUCGUCCCGAAGGCGGCGGAAAAGGCAAGACGAAGGGCGCGAAGGGCAAGACGAAAGACAAAGAGAAGGGCGAUCGAGGAGCAUUGGACAAGAACGACAAAGGGGGCAAGAAGCCCGAGUGGGGGCAGCCGUUGGUGGAUUUUUUGGAAGAGGCACGAACCCCUGCAGAGUUGAUGCGCUGGCUCAGGGAAUUGGUGUCCGAGCAGGAUUCUCCUUUCAGCCGUUAUUUGGCUUUGCAACAUGAGCUUGAAGAGGAACUUCCCACAGAGGAAACUCCCUUGGCCACGGAGCCGCCGAACCUGUUCCCGGUGCGGAGCAGCCUGGUAAAGAACUACUUGAAGGGCAAAGGUGAAGAAGUUGCAGCUUGGGUGUUGACACUGGUGGAGGUGCUGAACUAUCAAGCUAUGUCUGGGAAACCGCAACUGGGGCCUCCAAGAUUGUCCCCAGCGCAAGAGUUGAUGGUUACCCGCCUUCUUGAGGGGGUGAAGAGGUUUGAAGGCAAGAAAGGCAAGUUGAAGUCUUUUGCACAAUGUCGUGAAGAUAUUGGAAAAGUGAAGUUUGACUACAGCGGCGAGCCUGUCCAGUAUAUGGAAGAGCUAGUGGCAGAGAAGGUCAUUGCCUGCUGGCCAAAACCUGGUGAGGCUGCCGUGCAGGAUGCUUGCAGUUUUGUUCCGCCACAUGUGCGGCAUUGGCUGGAGAGGCCGAGUGAAUGCCUGUUGCCGCGAUCUGAGUGGCCUGAGUGCCCUCCCAUCAGCAGAGUGCGGGCCACAGAUGAAGAAUGGGAAGCCAUUGUCCGGGCUGGUGCUGAAAGAGGGAUGAUGGCGCGUGUACCGCAGGAUCAACUUCUGCGUGAUCACCAUGGUGUGCCGAUCUUGAACGGCGCCGGUGCAGUGCGAAAGGUCAAGACCAUUGGAGAUGACUGCCAUCUGCCCUACCUUGGGCAGAUGGGCAUGCUUGAAGUUGAUGAAGACGAAGAGCUUUUGGUCGACAGCGAAGACCUUACAUCGUGCUUCAACCUGUUCCGCCUGCCACCUGAGUGGUUAGGCUACUGCGCCUUUUCAAAGACGGUGAGUGCCACAGUGUUUGGGGGCCCGGCCUCAGAGAGGGCCUACGUCGGAAUGAGGGUGGUCCCCAUGGGCUGGAUCAACUCGGUGGCGCUCAUGCAGACGGUGGUCAGAACGCUGGUUUUCGGGAUAAGCGGCAUACCUGAGAGCUCCGAGGUGUCGAAACUGAAGUGGUUUCCUGAGGAUGACUCGGUGUCUGUGGUAUACCUCGACAGCUAUGAUGAGCUCAGAAAGGUGAGCGCGGGGUGUCGCGAAGUCAUGGCGGGCGGUCCCUCGCAUCGCCACCAGCGGUUUGUGAACACUUGCCAAGACCUUCACCUGCCCCUCAAUGAAGGCAAACGCCUUGUGGGUGCAGUGCAUGGUACGUUGCAAGGAGGUGACAUCGACGGAAUCAACGGGACGUUUGAGGCCUCGCAUGACAAGAAAGUGGACAUCAUGGGCUUGGGCGCCGCGCUUCUGGGGACAGGAGCUGCAACUGAGUUUGAGUUGCGUCACUUUGUCGGAAAAGCCAUCUUUGCAAUGGCGUUCAGGCGCCCAACAAUGUCUGUCUUCGAGAGGGUCUUCGUGGACAUGAGCAAGGCCCAGCAUGGUAAAGUGAUCUUGUCGAGGCACACCAUGGAUGAGGUGUACAUGGUCAUGGCCCUCAUCCCGCUGCUCGUGAUGAAUUUGAGGGCCCAGUUGGAUGGUGAAGUCGCCAUCACAGAUGCUUCACCCACCGGGGGCGGUGGCGCGGUUGCCCGGCGAUUCAAGCGGAUUCCCGACACCAUUGUGCAUGAAGAUGGACGUUGUCUUUGGUGUCAGCGGGACCUGGAGCACGACCGCAUGUACCCGUGGCGCGACUUUAUGUUUUCUGGUCCGAAUGCUCCACUAUCCCACGCAGUAGCACGUGUGGGUGGCAUCGAGGUGCAACCUCCAUAUGACCUCCUGAGAGGUGACAACUUUGAGACUCCCGCCGGCAAGGAGAAGCUCGCCAACCUGGAAGGGGAUCCGGCCCUAGCGGCUGAGCAUUGGGCACCAGAAUGCCGGUUGUUUUCCCAAGCAAGAGGGAAGCCUGUGACGCUGGCUGAUGGGACUUGGUUACCCGGCCCUCAGCCGGUGAGAGACGCGAAUCAUGUCAUGGGGUUUCCAUGGGUCUCUCAGCAGAUGAAGAUCCAGCUGAGGAAGUCGAACAGCAUGGCGCUGAGAGGGCUCAAGAGGGCAGCAGGAACUUUUGGGAGGCGUCGCUACGUCACCGUGGAACACCCAUACAACAGCUGGCUGUGGUACUUCUCCAUUUUGGAUGAACUGUUGAAGGGCGAAUUUGAGUACGCCGUGGGGAGCAACUGCUGUUGGAACGGUGAUCGCGAGAAGUGGUAUGCCCUCCUCAACAAUGCUCCGCACAUCCAGCGAGAACUCCACGUCCCCGAUUGUCCGGGCCAUGAAGGGCUGCGACCCUAUGAGGUUACCCGCAGUGCGGAUGGGACUUUGCACUUCUCCACCGAGGAGGAAUCCGAGUACAAGCCUCGAUGGUGCGCAGCCUACGCACGAGGAUUGAAGAUCCAGAUCCAGAGCUGGAUCGAGCGUAGUCAGAUGGACGGCCGCUGCAAGUCCAUCCAAAAAGAAUUAGAGAAAUCAACUCACCGUCUGGCAGAGCCGGACGUGGCAAACAUGGUUGCGCAGGUCCCCUAUCCGGCCUACCGCUGGUAUUGGGAGGAGGUGCUGUCCUAUGCGUGGAGGGACGAGCGCCAUAUCAACGAAGGCGAAGUUGCAGCCUUCAUCGUGAUGCUCAAGCGCAGGGCCAAAAACCCAGCAAAACAUGAGAUGCGGUAUGUCUCCAUAGUCGACAGCCAGGUGACCAGAGGUGGAACUUUGCUGACGGCGCAUCGCGCCGGAAGUCUCGUUGACAUGCCGAGUCACCUGCGUUUCGCAGGGCUGCAGCAGAGGACUCUGAGAGCCUAUCGCUUGAGCAUCGAUCGCUUUUUGGUGUUUGCAAAAAUUCACCGCCUCCCUCUACGCACAGCCUCACAGCUCGACUAUGCCGUGGCAGAAUUCACCAAUGCCCUUUUUCAAGAAGGGGAUAGCUUGGCCCAAGCAGGUCAUUUCCUGUCAGGUGUCAAACGUUUUUACCCAAGUUUGCGCCUGAGGCUGCCCACUGCUAGCCAGUACUUUCGCAACUGGAAAAGGAUUCACCGGCCUGACAGAGCCGUGCCCAUAAGUUGGGAACUUUUGCAGGCAAUGGCUGCCUUAUGUAUGGAGUCAGGGUUUCCCCAUGUGGCUCUCAUGCUCUACGUGGGGUUCUUUUGUUUCUUGUGGACUUCUGAAAUGUUGUCCUUACAACUUCUGCAUUUGAUUCCUGACCACAGGUCUCACCGUAUCACUGUGAUUAUUCCCUUUGCCAAGACGUCAGUGGGAAACCCUCAAGUGGUGGUUUUCCGUGACAGCCGAAUUCAUGCGCUGGCAUUGGCCGUGCUUGCAGCACGUGAUCCGAGAGCCUUUCUCUGGUCCUCGUCCCUGGGGCGUUUCCGUGUUCUUUGGCAUCGCCUUCUUGAGGCUUUGGACUUCGCCCCAGAUGAUUACUCCCCGUACAGCAUCAGACGUGGCACUUUUUGCGUACGGCAUCUAUGGAUGCGACUUUACAAUUGGGACGGUGGACAUGCAAUCGCACUGCAAGGAUGUAUAUCGACCAGGGCACAUUGGCAAUGGCCAAGUUCUUUUGGACAAAUCGUCAAUCGCGGCGUGUCCGUCAAUGGGCUCUAA
Molecule: messenger RNA, 5835 nt
Organism: Cladocopium goreaui
Lineage: Eukaryota; Dinophyceae; Suessiales; Symbiodiniaceae
Source: the annotation of a GenBank genome assembly